AUGGCUUCGUACGAGUACGGCUCGUACGGGCACGACUCGCUCGGGCACGACUGGUACGGGCACGAGGGAUACGGGAAUGAGAGAUACGGGAAUGAGAGAUCCGGGAAUGAGAGAUACAUCACCUCCGGGGCAGCUGACGCCGGCCGGGCCCCCCCUCCUUCUCCUCCACCAGUCAUUAUUGACAGAUACGGGAAUGAGAGUUCCGAGAAUGAGAGAUACAUCACCUCCGGGACAGCUGACGCCGGCCGGGCCCCCGCUCCUUCUCCUCCACCAGUCAUUAUUGACUUGACCACCACGGAAGAUCCGGUGCAUUGGACCCAAGAGCCUAAGAUCCCGUGCCUGCAUCCAAAGCUUGGGCUGCCGACUCUGGAGAGGUCAGGUCUAAGGCUUUAUUGGGAGAUCCUUGGCGAGGCGAAUCCGGAACGGAUGGACCCGCAUCCAUCCCUCCUACUUUCGCGGUUUGAACUGUCGCUGAUGAAGGCACCACGACUGGGGGAGCCGCCGAAGCCACCUCAGUCGCCUCAACCUGAACCGAGUGAGAAAGCCCGGGGGAAAGCCCGGGCGGAGACCCCGAAGCCGAAGCCGGCGGCACGCCUUAGACUUGUGGCUCAUUUCCCCGAAGACCACGUUGAGAACGCAAAGAACACUCUAUCAGAUGCGUAUCUCAACGCGCCGGACAGCCAAAGUACCCUGCCGGCCAGCCAAAGUAGCCCACCGAUCAGCCAAGAUAACCUGCCGGCCAGCCAAGAUAACUCCACCAGCCAAAGCAACUCGUCAGCCAGCCAGAACAACUUGCCCAUCAGCCAAGAGAACUCAUCAACCAGCCAAAGUAACUUGCCCAUCAGCCAGGAGAACUUGCCAACCACCCAAAGUAACUCAUCAACCAACAAAAAGAACCCGUCGACCAGCAGAAAGAGCUCAUCGACCAGCAGAAAGAACUUGCCAACCACCCCAAGUAACUUAUCAACCACCCAAAGUAACUUGCCGGCCAGUCAAAAGAACUCGUCGACAAGCCAAAAGAACUCAUCGACAAACCAAAAGAAGCUGCCGCCCAGCCAAAAGAGCUUGUCGACCAGCAGAAAGAACUUGCCAACCACCCCAAGUAACUUGCCGGCCAGUCAAAAGAAUUUGCCGCCCAGCCAGAGCAACCUGCCGGCUAGCCAAAAUAAAUUGCCGCCCAUCCAAACACCGGCGAAAAGACCCAGCGCGGCCCAAGGCGGCCCAAAACCGAAAAGGAAGUACAACAAGACCCAGUCCGGACCAGCUUCGGGGUCAAAGCCCGAGUCGCUGGUAUCCAAGGCGGCCCAUAACUCCAUCCGGCAGAGGCUGGCACGCGAGAAGGUGCCGCAGAUUGCCAGGGACUCGCCUUCACCGGAGCCGCAAGACACUACUUGA
Molecule: messenger RNA, 1395 nt
Organism: Clonostachys byssicola
Lineage: Eukaryota; Fungi; Ascomycota; Sordariomycetes; Hypocreales; Bionectriaceae
Source: the annotation of a GenBank genome assembly